Molecule: messenger RNA, 1262 nt
Organism: Diachasmimorpha longicaudata
Lineage: Eukaryota; Metazoa; Arthropoda; Insecta; Hymenoptera; Braconidae
Product: SAP domain-containing ribonucleoprotein
Exons: 6
Coding region: 110-856 (248 amino acids)
Biological process (GO): poly(A)+ mRNA export from nucleus
Cellular component (GO): nucleus
Source: RefSeq, a predicted model, not a curated record
CCGAAGUUCAGUACCACAGUAACUUUUGAACGGUAAACAUCUAAGUUCAGAGUGUAGCUAGUACUGAGUUUGGAAGUGUUUUUCCAUCGAAAAUUACUAAAUUGACGUUAUGGCUGAUUCCUUGUACGAGAAGGGGCUGAGUGAGCUGUCGAAAAUGAAGGUCGCCGACUUGAAAGCUGAUUUGAAACAACGAGGACUAUCUACCACUGGAAAUAAGAAUGAACUCGUUGAGAGACUCCAACUUGCUAUACAUGGUGACGCUAAUCUAUGUCUCGACGAAACGACAGAUGAAAUCCUGGAUGAAGAUGCAGUGCUUGAGGACGAGGAAAUUGAGGAGUUAUCGUCCAAGCCAGAUUCCCAGGAUGUCGGGGAGAAGAGGCAAGCGACAGAGGACAUUAGCCCCACUCAGGCUAAAAAAAUAGUCCUCCAUAGGAAUCGUGUCAUUGAGGAGGUUAAGAGGAUCGAACCCGAGGAGAAGGAGGAAAAGCCUGAGGAGACUGAUACUAGUGAACCACCGAAAAAAGUUCUCAAAAUUUCGGAGCUGGGCACUAAGGAGCGAUUGGAGAUGAGAGCUAAGAGGUUCGGAGUUGUAUCCGAGUCUGCUAGGAAAGAGGCUAGGUCUGCCAGAUUCAACAGUGAGACUCAGAGCAAUGGAAAGUCUUCUGCAUCUGUUAAAACUCCUGUUAAUACAUCUUAUGACGUCUUGAAGAAGAGAUCGGAAAGAUUUGGAACUAGCACCUCUCGACUGAUGCAGAAAGCUGAACUCGAGGCUCGAAUAGAAAAACGUAAAGUUCGUUUUGGUGACGUUAAACCAGUAGAGAAAACAUUCCCUAACAGAGUCAAACUCGUCAAAUGAUAUUCCGUACUGUAUACCAAAAAAGCGAACUUAGAUCCUUAGUUGUAACCCUUUGUUUUUUCACUAAGAACAACUUCAUCAACAAUCAAAAAACAUCAAAUUAAACAUGGCAUUUCAUUCUCGAGUUAGUAACCAUGUUCAAGUACAUUUAUAUGAGUUGACAUUUCAUUUAUGAUUAUUUUAGAGAUUCAUUGGAUGGUGAAUGAGUAUACACUGUUUACAUAAAAAAUUAAUGUCUUCUGUUUCUAAAAAUAAAGAAACUUUUAUUUCGUAAAUAUCACGUAUGAAAAUUAAAAAAUCCUAUGUAAAAUUCAGAAAUUAAUUUUUCACAUUGAAAUACUUUAUACUGAGGUAGCAAAAAAGUAAAAUUUGGAAUUGAAAUUCAAAAUAAACAAUUAUAUUCAUU